AUGGGAAUUAAGGAUUGCUAAAUGAAUUAAAGUGAAAUUAAUUAGAAUAUGGAUGAUAGAGUUUAUAUAUAAUUUAACUAUAAAUAGGAAAAACAAUGUAAAGAAGUAGUGAACACACAUAGAGAUUUGGGUUUGACAAAUGAAAAUUCAAAAUCUAGUCAUGAUUAAAAAUACAGAUGA
Messenger RNA from Paramecium sonneborni, 180 nucleotides. Lineage: Eukaryota; Ciliophora; Oligohymenophorea; Peniculida; Parameciidae. The record is from the annotation of a GenBank genome assembly.